Raphanus sativus (radish) is the source of this 3064-nucleotide messenger RNA. RefSeq names its product meiosis-specific protein ASY2-like. The transcript is spliced from 3 exons. The record is from RefSeq and is a predicted model, not a curated record. The coding region runs from base 766 to 2979 and encodes 737 amino acids. NCBI's taxonomy places the organism in Eukaryota, Viridiplantae, Streptophyta, Magnoliopsida, Brassicales, Brassicaceae.
AUCUGGUGACGACUUAGAGACGGUCCGUGGUUCUGAAGGAAGCCAAGAGGCGGUUCAUCGCGAGGCGAUGAUGGAUACAGAGAACUUGAGUCGUGCGCAGCGCGUUCUUAUUUCGGAAUCGAGAGUGCAAUCGCGGAAGGACGACGACGGUCGCGAUCAUGUUGACGAUCAGAUGAUCCCGAUAAGCUUUUAUCCGGGGAACAUCUUCGAGAAGCAACCUCCGCUUGAUCGGGAGCGCGUGCGUCCUUCGGUCGUCGAAGGCCAGGACUGGCGGGGUGUCGAGAAGACGAGGUCGACCGUCGAGUCGGUGACGAGACUCCUACGGGCUCGCGACGCAGCGGGGGUUACGUUUAUAAUCCCGAAUAGCGACCAGCGGCCCUGGUCUCCUCCGAAAGGCUACCAGUGCGUCUACGAGUCGUACUUCGAGGGCGACACGAAGCUGUGGUUUCCGAUUCCUCGAAUCGUCACUGCGUUUGCGAUGCGCCGAGGAGCCGCCCUUAGUCAAUUUCUGAAUGGUGCGUGGCGGCUGGCCGUGGCACUGACGAUUAUCGGAGCAGAAGCUGGUGUUCCUCUCAACGUCCGAGCUUUCGAGGAAUUAGUGUCAGCGAAGAUAAAGGGCGGACUGAUUUCGCUGAAGAUCCGCCCCAACUAUAACGUGGUGACCGGCUACCCCAACAAGACGAACAACUGGCAGCGGUCCUACUUCUACGUCAAAUCUGACAGGGCUGCGUUCGAGGAGCCGCUGAGGACCGGCUAUCGUGUUUUAUGGGCCCGAGAGAUGGGUAUAAACCACCCGUCAGUUUUAUUUUCCGUUUCUUGUGGUCUAACUCCCGUUUGUCUUUCUUUGCAGUUGCUCUUCCGAACACCGCGGAGUACGAGGAGGACUUUUUGACGAGCGCGCGUCUGAUCGCAUCGCAGAGACAGGACCAUUGGAAUAAUUUUUCCUAUCAGAGGAUUAGUCGAUCGAUCGGGUGGAUUAGUCAGCAGGUUUGGCGUUCGGACACGAUCCCCAUUGUCACGAAUAAGACGAAGAGGGUCAAUUUGUUCAAUUCGGCCGAGCAGAGGGAGAUAAACCGAGCAAGAGCGAUGAGGACUAUUCCAAAUUUGAGUUUGGUGGUUGCGAAGAAGGUCGGCUCCGCAAAGAAAUCUCAGCCCGAUACCGCGGGCUCGCCUAAUUUAGGAGAUCCGAGCGCGACUGAGUCGGACGCUGAGGCUCAGUUGGUUAGAAAGACCAACAAGAAGAGACAUCGCGAAGAGGAGGGCGCGGCUGUCGAGGAAGCGAACGUUGGGGCUUCCUCUCCCCAAGGGCAUUCUGGAUCAGAGGGGAGAAGGAAGAAGGCAAGGGGUGAUUCUCCUGCGAUCCGAUCCUCGUCUGUUGAGGAAGGCGAGCGCAGGGACCUGGAACCGAGCGGUGGUUCCAAAGAUGAGGUGGUCCCCGAAUCACAGCCUGCGGGCAGCCACGACGAAGAUCUUCCGGUGGUCUCUCCAAAGGCCAAGAAGAAGGACAAGAAGAGGAAGAGGAAGAAGAGAGCCGCCGAAAUGGUUCCUCGAGGCUCUUCUGAGGAGCUGAACGACGAGGAGGUAGAUGCCACCCGUUCCGGGGAAUCGCUAGGCCCGGGGCGUGAAGUCGUGCCGGAGGAACCCGCUCCUCAGGUCGCUGAAGGGACCGUUGCUGUCCCGAAGAAGAGGAAGAAGACAAAGAAGGGUUGUCCAGACAGGGUUUCUUUCUCUUACGACCGCGAGGUCCCGCUAGCGCAUGACGAACAGGAGUGCGGUCGCCUGGUUCGUCAGUUUAGGGGAGAUCGGGGCGCGCUGCCGCCGGUCAAGGACUUGAUCUUCAAGGAGGAGUACAAGUUCGCCGCCCGUACCUCCAUCAUGAGCCACGGAGACUGGAACGUCUUAGUGAGGAAGUACGAUGAGGAGCUGAGAGGAGCGUUCGAGUUGGUUGACAAGCAGAAGAGGAGCCAUAAACGCGCGACUCGGGCUUUGAAGGAUGCAGUCCGUGCAAAGGACGAAGCAGUUGCCCAAGAAGAAGCGCUGAGGAAGGAGCUCGACGAGCAGAGGGGAAUCAUGGCGACCGAGUUGGCGUCUGCUCGGGACCUGGUAAUGAAGGCGGAGAAAGAGAAAGCCGAGUUGCGGAAGAGAAAUGCCGACUUGCAAGGCAAGAAUGCGACUCUCGAGAAGGAGGUGGUGGCUUCUGCUUUGAAUUUCUCCCGGGAGAUGGAUCGCUUGAGGGAAUCUCGCAAACUUGAGGUCACUCAUGAGCGAAUCCGCGUGAUGGCGGCAAUGACCGGAAAAUGCUCCCGACGCUUCAAAAAUAUUCAGGACCGAGAGAAGCGCCGUGAUGAGUUCGAGGACUCGCGGUGUAUGCUUGGUCAAGCGCGCGGGAUGCGAGACUGCCUUGAGGCUUUGAAGGAAUCGGGGAAGGAUAUCCCUCAGGAGACCAUCGAUACGUACGCCGACUUGGAGAAGUACUAUGAUGGGGAGACGACUCGUCUGGAGGUAGGCGUGAUUCCGGACUCGGAUCUAACCUUGUCUCCUUUGGUGCUGAAGUCUCGGUUCGUGAUCGAAGAAAUCCUCGAGAAGGUCGACAAGCAUGGGUCGAACCUUGAGCUGAUCGAUUCUGAAGCCGCGGCAGCGCUCCGAUCUCCGAGUGACGGAUUUAUUAGGGACCUCCUCGACACGGUACAGUCUCCUGCUCGUCCCGACGCCACUCUUCCUAUCAAAGAGGCUGCGCCAGUCUCGGACAAGAAAGCCGUUGAAGCGGACCCGAAGGCGCCUGAUGCCGGUGUCCCGGAGAAGUUGGUUACGAUCUCCGACAGUUCGUCCCUUGGGACUUCCGAUCCUGACGCGAGUGAAGGCUUUUCGGAUCCGAACCGUGAGAUCAGGCUUGCCUCUCCAUCGAGUAAGGGUCAAAGCGCCGGCAACGUCUCCAGCUCGGGCCCUCCUGAGAAGAAAGAUCCCCCUGCUGAGGGAUGAUUAUAGAUGUUUGUUGUACUCUUUUUCGGCCGUUUGGCCUUGUUUGUUUAAGACCUUGUUUCUCGGCGUUAAGCCUUUGUAUGAA